This is a messenger RNA of Rhodofomes roseus, 1269 nucleotides long. Its product is annotated as TPT-domain-containing protein. Gene Ontology annotation, molecular function: antiporter activity. Gene Ontology annotation, cellular component: Golgi apparatus. NCBI's taxonomy places the organism in Eukaryota, Fungi, Basidiomycota, Agaricomycetes, Polyporales, Fomitopsidaceae. The coding region runs from base 1 to 1269 and encodes 422 amino acids. The record is from RefSeq and is a predicted model, not a curated record. The transcript has 4 exons.
AUGCGCGACCACGCGUCUGUCUUCGGCACGCUGGACGACGACGGCCUCUCUCCUGUCGCCCUCCAGGCUUUCGACGCCGUGCCGUCCGACGCUCGACAUGCUCCCGCGUCGAGCACAUACGGCUCUCCACGGCACCGGCCGCGCUUUUCGCACAGUGCAUCGCUGGGCGACUCGAUACCGCCCUCCCCCAUCCUCACCGACGUCGGCUCAUCGCCCGCCCUGCCCGUACUCUCGCCGCACGCAACCGCAAGCUCGAAACGGCUUACGCUUAGGCGAACGAAACGCAGCCGCUUCACGCUGCCGCAGUUCGUAGAGACACAGGCGUUCUGGCUCGUCCUGUACUUCGCGUUCAACCUAGGCCUCACGCUCUACAACAAGCUAGUCCUCGUCCACUUCCCCUUCCCAUAUACGCUCACCGCACUGCACGCGUUGUGCGGAACACUCGGAGGCCUUGUCUUGCGGCGGAGGGGCGCGUAUGUGCCUGCGCAGCUGAGCGCGAGAUCGACCGCAGUGCUGGCGGCGUUUGGCGUGCUGUAUGCGGUCAACAUCGCUGUGAGCAAUGUGUCGCUGCAGAUGGUAACCAUACCGUUUCACCAAGUCGUCCGCGCUGCAACGCCCAUCUUCACGACCGCCCUCUCCAUCGUCCUAUUCAACACCCAGUUCACCCGCCUCAAGAUCCUAUCCCUCAUCCCUGUCAUGGCCGGCGUGGCCCUCGCUACCUACGGCGACUACUACUUCACGUUCUUCGGCCUCCUCCUCACACUCCUCGGUACUUUCCUCGCCGCGCUCAAGACCAUCUAUACCAACGUUCUCCAGUCAUCUCCGAAAGCGCAGCGCGGCGCGCGUCCGACUUUCCUCCCUGUGCCCCCGCGGCUCGCACUCCAUCCGCUCGAUCUCCUCACACGCACGUCGCCCCUCGCCUGCGCGCUAUGUCUGUUCUACGCGUACGCCUCCGGCGAGCUCGCGCAGGCACGCACAUCCCUCGCGCCGCACUCCGUCGCGGGUGCCAGCCGCGUCCUGGUCAUCCUGGGGAACGGCGUCAUCGCUUUCGGGCUGAACGUGGUCAGCCUGAGCGCGAACAAGAAGGUCGGGGCGCUGAACAUGACCGUCGCUGCGAAUGUGAAGCAGGCGUUGACGAUACUGUGUGCGGUGGGCAUCUUCCAUCUGACGAUCACCCCUGCGAAUGCGCUUGGGAUAUGCGUCACGCUCGCAGGCGGUGCGUGGUACGCGUGGGUGGAGUAUACCGCGAAGCAUCGCAGCCUGACAUAG